AUGGCUAUGAAGAAAGUUAAUACUACUGUGACUGAAUUUGUUCUCUUGGGUUUUUCUCAGAGUACAAAGAUGCAGCUCGUCCUCUUUUCCAUCUUUCUUACUCUAUAUAUCAUAACCUGGCUUGGAAAUCUUGCUAUUAUCUUGACCGUGAUUUCCACACAUAGCCUUCACGUGCCCAUGUACUUCUUCUUGGCUAACCUGGCUGUGAUAGACAUCAGUGACUGCACAGUUACAGCACUAAAAAUGCUAUGGGACCUCAUCUCUCAUACAAAUUCCAUCUCUUACAACUGGUGUAUUACCCAGGUAUUCUUUUUUCACUGCACUGGAGGUGCUGUGGUUUUCUUCCUAGUUGUAAUGGCUAUUGACAGAUACAUAGCCAUCUACAAACCUUUGCAAUAUUUGCUCAUUAUGAAUCCAGGAGUUUGCACAGGUUUAGUGGCAGGAGCUUGGCUGGGUGGUUUUGCUCACUCUAUUGUCCAGGUAGCCUUAAUCAUUCAGCUACCCUUUUGUGGCCCCAACAUAUUGGACAACUUUUACUGUGAUGUUCCACAAGUAAUCAAACUGGCUUGUACUGAUACAUACAUUAUAGAGUUGCUGAUGGCUUCUAAUAGUGGGCUGCUACUCACACUGAUUUUCUGCAUCUUAUUUGGGUCAUAUAUUGUCAUUCUGGUGAAGAUUAGAAUGCAUGUCACCGAAAGAAAGCGCAAAGCUUUCUCUACGUGUUUGGCACAAAUCAUAGUCAUGAGCUUACAUUUUAUUCCUGCCAUGUUCAUUUAUGAUCGCCCUUUCCAAAUUUCUCCAGGAGACAAAAUCACUUCUCUUUUGUAUACUGCUAUCACUCCAGUGCUAAACCCAAUAAUUUUCACACUGAGAAAUACAGAAAUGAAAAAGAGUAUCAGAAAAUUGAUUGGAAGGAUGAUGUCAUCCAAAACAAUUCAGUCAGAAUAA
Python bivittatus (Burmese python) is the source of this 948-nucleotide messenger RNA. RefSeq names its product olfactory receptor 4D1-like. The record is from RefSeq and is a predicted model, not a curated record. NCBI's taxonomy places the organism in Eukaryota, Metazoa, Chordata, Lepidosauria, Squamata, Pythonidae. Gene Ontology annotation, molecular function: olfactory receptor activity; G protein-coupled receptor activity. Gene Ontology annotation, cellular component: membrane. Gene Ontology annotation, biological process: G protein-coupled receptor signaling pathway.